GUUUACGCAUCAUUAUUUCAUAAAAAUUUAAUAAAUAUUCCUCCAAACUCAAAUAAUAUUUUAAUUCCAGAUAAUACCACUAUGAGACAAACAGUUUCUCCAAACUCAAAACCCAAUUUGUUAUUAUUAUUUCUCUAUUAUUAAUACUAUAUAAUAUUAUCAACUAUAGAUUAAUGAUACCCACUAGAACCGUUGUAACCUACGACCCAUAAUAAUGUACCAUCUCCUUAUCAUUAUCACUACACUCUCCUUCUCUUCAAUUAACAUAACCUUCGCCGUCGAUGAAGCUUUCCCUUCAAUUCCCACUACCUUCAGCGUCGCAACGAAACAACACUACGACGUAAAACCAAUCCACCAUGAAGUUUAUGACGGAGAAAGGAAGAUAUACGACAUCAGCCACCAGUACACGCCGGAGUUGCCGGUUUGGGAGUCUUCAGAAGGACUAGGGAACUUUCUUAGACUUGCCGUGAGUAUGAAGAAUGGAUCCGAUGCUAAUAUCUCGAAGAUGGAACUAUCUGUUCACUCUGGAACUCAUGUUGAUGCACCAGGCCAUUUCCAUGACCAUUAUUAUGAGUCUGGUUUUGAUACUGAUUCACUUGAUCUUCAAAUCCUUAAUGGUCCUGCUUUAUUGGUUGAUGUUCCAAGAGAUAAGAACAUUUCAGCUGAGGUUAUGAAAUCACUACAUAUUCCAAGAGGGAUCCGUCGUGUUCUCUUUAAAACAUUGAACACUGAUAGGAGGCUUAUGUUUAAGAAAGAAUUUGAUUCAAGCUUUGUCGGGUUUAUGGUCGAUGGGGCGAAAUGGUUGGUUGAAAAUACAGACAUCAAACUUGUUGGGCUUGAUUAUCUUUCAUUUGCUGCUUAUGAUGAAGCACCUGCGACGCAUAGGUUUAUACUUGAACGACGGGAUAUAAUCCCUGUCGAAGCGCUGAAGCUGGAUGACGUGGAGGUAGGAAUGUACACGCUUCAUUGCUUACCGUUAAGAUUGGUUGGAGCGGAAGGAGCACCAACGAGAUGCAUUCUCAUCAAGUGAUUCAGUUCAUCUUUUUCUAUCUAAGUUGUAUAUGAAUUACUGAUAAUAAACAAUAGGCUUUUUGGCUUCUUGCUUCCAAGAUCUCAUAACCAUAUCGAAGAUGUUAACAUAUGGGAUGAUUUUGUUGUAAAAGAAGCGUCUAAUCUUAUUAUAUAAAGUAUGGUUUUCAAAAUUAGUAACUAAUAGGAUUGUGGCACAUGCCAAUUUUAUCGAUCUUAGAUUUUGACACGUGUAAAAUAAAUUUUAUUUUUUUAAUUUUAAGACUAUAAAAAGAUAAUUGUAAGAAAUUAUAGCUUUAGAAAUAAGUAUAAGGA
This is a messenger RNA of Arabidopsis thaliana (thale cress), 1344 nucleotides long. Its product is annotated as Cyclase family protein. The transcript is spliced from 6 exons. Gene Ontology annotation, molecular function: arylformamidase activity. The record is from RefSeq and is marked reviewed. Gene Ontology annotation, biological process: L-tryptophan catabolic process. The coding region runs from base 215 to 1030 and encodes 271 amino acids. NCBI's taxonomy places the organism in Eukaryota, Viridiplantae, Streptophyta, Magnoliopsida, Brassicales, Brassicaceae.